Labrus bergylta (ballan wrasse) is the source of this 7226-nucleotide messenger RNA. Lineage: Eukaryota; Metazoa; Chordata; Actinopteri; Labriformes; Labridae. The record is from RefSeq and is a predicted model, not a curated record.
AUGGACUUAAAGAUAAAAAGUUUGAUAUUCUCUCCCUUCCCUCUGUCUCUGUGUUUAAGAACACAUCAGCUCGCCCUUUUCAGAGACUAUAACAGUCUGUCUUUAUCACCCAAGCAGGUGUCCUUGGAUUCUAACUCCUCCAUGAACUCCAACACCCCAUUGGUCAGGAUCGCCCGCCUGUCAUCCAGCGACGGGCCGAUGCUCGCCAACGUCUCGGAGCUGGAGCUGCCCUCAGACCCUAAAUGGGAGUUUCCUCGAACACGGCUGACUCUGGGUAAGCCUCUGGGCGAGGGCUGCUUCGGUCAGGUGGUGAUGGCCGAGGCAGUCGGCAUCGACAAGGAGAAGCCCAACAAGCCGCUCACUGUUGCUGUGAAGAUGCUGAAAGAUGACGCCACAGAUAAAGAUCUGUCAGACCUGGUGUCGGAGAUGGAGAUGAUGAAGAUGAUCGGGAAACACAAAAACAUAAUCAACCUGCUGGGGGCGUGCACGCAGGACGGUCCCCUGUACGUCUUGGUGGAAUACGCCUCUAAAGGGAACCUGAGGGAGUACCUGCGGGCGCGGCGGCCUCCGGGCAUGGACUACUCCUUCGACACGUGUAAAAUCCCAGACGAGCAGCUCACCUUCAAAGACCUGGUGUCCUGCGCCUACCAGGUCGCCCGAGGCAUGGAGUACCUCGCCUCGCAGAAGUGUAUCCACAGAGACUUGGCAGCCAGAAACGUCCUUGUGACGGAGGACAACGUUAUGAAGAUCGCCGACUUCGGUCUCGCCAGAGACGUGCACAAUAUAGACUACUACAAAAAGACCACAAACGGUCGUCUGCCCGUGAAAUGGAUGGCUCCCGAGGCGCUGUUCGACCGGGUCUACACGCACCAGAGCGACGUGUGGUCUUACGGGGUGUUGCUGUGGGAGAUCUUCACCCUGGGUGGCUCUCCGUAUCCAGGGAUCCCAGUAGAAGAACUGUUUAAGCUGCUGAAGGAGGGACAUCGGAUGGACAAACCUGCAAACUGCACACAUGAACUGUACAUGAUCAUGAGGGAGUGCUGGCACGCCGUGCCGUCGCAGAGACCGACCUUCAGACAGCUGGUAGAAGAUCACGACCGGGUUUUAUCAAUGACCUCCACCGAUGAGUACCUGGACCUGGCGGUGCCCUUCGAGCAGUACUCGCCCACCUGUCAGGACUCCAACAGCACCUGCUCGUCAGGAGACGACUCGGUGUUCGCCCACGACCCGCUGCCUGACGAGCCCUGUCUUCCCAAACCGCCGCUCCCCAGUAACGGGGUGAUCAGGACAUAAAACCUGAGCCAGGAGGAGGGGGAGACUGAACUUUUACCUCCUCGCUCACAGACUCCUCACAGUGACUCCUCAAGAUGUGGAACUUCAAACUCUGCAUGCAACACCUCCACAGCUCUUCUACUCGUCUUAAACCCUUUUUGGACCGAGUCUUCCUCCUCCUCCUCCUCCUCCUCCCCUCAGAGACUCCUGGAACAUUGAAGGAUUAUUUUUUUUCUGCCGUUGAAAUCAUGUUUGUGUUCCUCUUUUCAGGAAUGAAAUUAUAUUUUUGUACUCGGGCCAGUCUUUUCUUACGGACAAUCUGUGCGGUGAAACCAUUCCGUGCCUACUGGGAUAAAAAUAAAAAAACCUCCUGACACCUAAAAAAAAAAAAAAAGAGACUGACAUGUUACAAGAGGAGGCGAUGAAGGGCAUUGGUCAGUGACUGGUUGGAGAUUCAGUCAGCGAGGACCUCAGAUUUUUUAUCCUCUCGUCUGCACCGGAGCCCUCAUAUUGGGACUAAAGUUCAGUUCUCAAAGAAAGAUCCAUCGACAGGACACCAGCAAAGCUCAACGAUGUGACGCGUUCUUCCUAAGACUCUCAAUAACUCGAUGCUUCAAACAUGUUUUUCUUACAGAUUUCUAAGUCAUCAUCCAGAAACACUGUUUUGUGAUAAUCAUGGAACAAAUUCCUCAUCGGACACGAGGCGACGUUUCAGGGCCAUCGGUAAUUAGUACAGCAAGGUUUUGGAGGUUUUAUAUAUAUAUAUCUAGAAAAUGAUUUAUUGUAAAUAUAUAAAUGGAAAUAUGUAUCAUAUUGCUGUCCACAGCGAUGUACGUAAAAGACAAAAAAUCACACUUUUUUUUAAAGUAUUUGUUUUUAGGAUGGAAGCAUUGCAAUCUAGAAGACACUGUCAUGAAAGUGUGAAUCAUGUAAUCGUUGAAAGUGACACAGAAAAAGGUUUAUUUGAAUAAUUAACGUGUAUAUUUGUAAAGAUAUUUAUAGACUUAACAUGUGGUUCUUCAGUUUGAACGCUCUAGUUUAGGAUGUUAGUACUGUACACAAAGAUUUUUAUUUCUUUUCUUUUUUUUUGUAACUUAUUUUACAUCAGAACUGCAACGUUAUUUUUCACAACAGCUAGACUCCUUGUUUUUUUUUUUUAUCCAUCUUUUUUUUUCUCCUUUUGUUUACAGUUUUAAAAUAUUAAGAAUGUAUGACAGAGGCGACGAGCGAGUGUGAUUCGACCUCCAGAGGACUGAAGGCUCCCACUGAAGGGAGACCGGAUGUUCCUGCUGAGUUCGGACUCUGGUUUGAAAAGUUGAUGUUUGCAAUAUGAAAGCAACGAUGAGCUCUUGCUGGGCAAGAAAAAGCAGCGCUUCAAGUAAUGUACCCGAGAGGCCUUUUAGUUUGACUGAAGUACUUAAAGACAAAAACAACAACCAGCUGUGAAAAAAGAAGCCUUCAGAGCACCUCAGCAGAGUUUAAUAUGUAAUCCUGCUUCUAAUGCUGUUUGAUUUCCCAGCCCCUACUGGUAAUGAUUUACAUUUGAUCUCGUAUUUGUACUUCAUAUCAGAAACAACAGAAUAAAAGUAAUGCCCUUAGAAAUAAAAAGCUAAUGAAGCUUUGGCUUAAAAAAGGUGAAAGGCCUCAAAUCAAAGCCGACCCAUUAUCUGUGAGAUUACUUUAAAAGUGUUUGUACUUUAAAGUUUGAAAACUUAUUUAUAGAGAAGAAGCAAUAGCGAACCGCAAAUACAUUUCAUGUAGCUAUGAACUACAAUUCCCAGAAUGCUUUUCAGCAGUUAUCAGUGAACGUUGUUGGAUUUUCAGUCCUACAGUAAAUUGUGAAAACAUGCUGGAGAACAUUAGCAACAGAUUUACAACAAAUGAUGAGUGAACACUGAAUAACUAAAGAUCAAAUGGUGCGUUCCAUUUACCACGGAUCUCGGAGCUGUGAAUGGCGUCACAUCCCGAGUUAACCGCGUUCCAGUUGCAAGUUGGCAAAAGUAUGACAAGCAACUUGGACCCCUCCAGGAGUACCUUUGUUUUGCUCACUAGGUGUUGGUUUGCGCGCGUAAAAUAACAUGACAACAUGUCCAUGAACGAUACUAUCGGUGUGAUUGAUUUCAUUACAUAAAAAGAGGACUAAGCUGCUAAUUACUUCGUUCCUGAUAACCUAUCAGACCUGCAACUCAGAGUCCGACUGCCCAGAUCAAAUGGAACGCUCCAUAAGUUCACCAAUGCAUUCUGGGAUUUGGAGUCCAGUGAGACUGCAGAAAUCGUUUUUUUGCUCACUUCAUGAUUUGGAGCCUUGAUACAUAAACCUGAAAUUUAAUCAAGAUAUAGAAGAUAAAUUAAAUGGGAUAUACAUAAUAACAAAGACUAAAUUAUAUCUCCAUUAUAUAGCGCUUUCUUGAACAGUGUCAAAUGUCAAUAUCAGUUUGAUUUUUCAUUCUCAAAGGUCUCUGAAGGUUUUAAACUGUUGGAACAGAAAGGUUACAGGGUCGAGGCUUACUCGCUGGGUGCCGUGUUUCAGAGAGACACUCGGCACCUGUGUGCGCACUCACAGAUGAAUACAUCAGCUUGAAGGCAGAAAUGUAAAGCUGGUACGUCCUUGUCCUUUUGUGCUUGAGGCGUUACUAAAAAAAAUAAAAACCUGCCCAGACGCUUGAGAUUUUAUCGCUGCUCUAUAGUAUUAAAACUGAAAUGAAGGCAUGCUGUGUGAUUUCCCACAGCUUUAAAAGAAAACUAUAUAUACAGUAUAUAUGUUGGUUUGUUACAGGAGACUCUGAAGUCUGUGGUGGAUCCUUCUUCCAGCUUAGUGUGCUACAAAUAAAAAGUGCCAAAUUAGUCUUAAAAGUCUAUUUCACCGACAUCUCCAGAUCUCUGAACCGAACACUGCUCUGUCGAAUGUAGGCGGUCGGAGGUUUCAUGUGCAGAGAAGGAUCAUGGGAUUGCCAAAUGGAUGGCUACCCUUUUCUUAAAAUGCAGUUGUAUCUCCAGCUGACCCCAAAACAGCGCAGGGGUUGAAAUGUUUACAACGUCUGUUUUUAGCAAAGUCACAAAAGGGAAAGUAACAUUCACGUGGCAUUGAAGGGUUCAGAGUCGUGAUUCACUCGCUGCUAAACGGAAACAGUGUUAACUUUUUACUGUGCAAUGGCCUUUUUCAAUGUGUGAACGGAAUUUAUGUAGAGACAUUUAUUGUUAUAUCCCAACAAGACCUGUGUCAGUACUUAAUAAAUGCUCCUUUAAUAUUUGAAGUACUUAAAAGAGUGAACAUUUUGUAUUUAAUUGUGAUGCUACACUGGGAGAUUUUAUGUAUUUUAGCACCAAAUUAUGUACUUUUUUUCAUUAUAUGUGCACAGAAAGAAGGCCUUUGUAAAGUGAAAGGUUACACACAUUUAUUGGUAUUUCUUUUUUUCAGAACAGUUUUUUGGUUUUGGCCCAAAUAUAUGAAGUGCCUGAAACAAUUUAGCUAAAACGACAAGAUUAAUUGAUUCAUUUUGGUCAGUUUGAAUGUAUAAAUGCAAAAAAAUAAAAAGGCAGUUCUCACUAGAAGCAGGCUAUGUACAUAUUAGUCUGCCCCUCCCCCCCUCCUAAGUGAACGAGACAAGAAGGCACUUGUGUAAAGUUUGGAUGGAUCUAAUGAAACGGAUGCUGUUUGUUUUAUUUAUUCUUCCAUGCUGGGUAAAAGCUUUCCCUAUGGUGAGAGUAUUUUUAUUCAUAGCUAUCUGCUUUUCAGUGUUGUUUUUCAUUAAAGAGCCAGAAGAUGAUGACAAUGACGAUGUAGAGUAGUCAUUUUACUUAACGCUGUUGCUCCCCAUCAGGCUUUUCUCCUGGCUUCAUUUAUCUUUGAUUUGAUUUUGUUUGGAUGCCCUCCCUGGUUUCACUUCUUUGUACUCUCUCUUUGUUCCAUUUUGACAAUUUAAGUCUCAAUUUCUCUGUGAACUCACUUUUAUAAAAAGGAUUUGUUGUUUUUAACAUUUAUCUAGCGUGUGGAAUAAAAGUAGAUUUUUACAAAUCUGCAUGCUUCAAAAUGUUGCAACAAAAGUAAAGAAGGAACAAAACAUACAACAAAAACCUAAACACUCAACUGAUGCUAAAAGUCAUCCACAAAACUAAUUUAGAUUCAGCAUGACUCACACUUUCCAGAAAUAUUCCUAACAUUAAGUAAAAAAAUAUCAAGGUUGAAAUCUUUGAUAAUAAGCUCCUUUUUACCCAGUUAUUAAAUAAUACCAAAACCUGAAUAGUCUACUAUUAAUGGCUAAUUUGGCUAACUGCUAACGAUAUCAAGCUAAACGCUAAUUUCCCAGAAUGUAAACAAUUAAAAUGAUAAGAUAGAUUCUUGUAGAUGAGGAUUUUCAUGGGGAAUCUUUUGACUUUGGUUUUAGGACCUGUUUUGAAAGAGGCACGCUGUCGGUUUAUGUGACAAGCUACUAGCUUAACUGACAGACUGACUAAAAUGUCGCUUUAGCCACAUAUUUUAAAAGCCCAAAGAGGUUUGAUUUAAAAGCCUACCGUACGUCAUCUCUCCCUUUACAACAUUAAACAUUUGGGAAGAUGUUUUGUAUUGGAAAACUUGUUUUUCACUCAUCAAGUGGAAGCUAUAACAAGUUUAGCUACCUUGCUAACAUUAGCCCAGAUGAGAUACUAGCUUGACUUGCAAAGUUCUGUACCGUACAAUACAAGUUGGUAAACACUUUUAUUUAAGAAGAAAACACAUAAUUAGUUACCAGCUAGCAUUAGUCACCUCUACCUUUUACACAUUACAUUUUGCAGGACUAAUGUGCUGCGUAAUUUGUGCUCCUCCAUGUUUAGAAGCUAGCAAGCUAGGCUAACUAGCGUAAUCAGCCUAGCUUGCAAGCUGAUUCACAGUUAAGCUUUUCUUGAGCUCAUGUUAUUUUGAAAAAAACACCAACAUUUCAGAUAAAUUAUACAUUUAAUUGGACAGAAACAAAAUAGAUUUAAGUAGUUUCAUCUGGUGAUGCAUUACAGGAAAAUGGGCGCCAAUUGUAUCAGUGAGAAAUAUUGUUUUAGUUCUGUGAUAAACAUGAUGCUUCACAGGCAAAUGUUAAAAACAACAAAUCCUUAUUGAGAAUAAACAUUUAUCUUUUGGUAUCAAAUCAGUAAACGUCAUGGUCUCAGCAGGGAGGGCGUCUUACUGUAACGUCACACAUUAGCCUUUUACCACCUGCUGUCUCGACUCUGACUGACUUAUUUAUUCUCUUUUCUGUUCACUUAAAAAAAUCAGGAUUGAAGACGAUGAAAGGUGUGUUAUCUAAGCUUCCUUUAGUGUUAAUAUUGCUCACUUUCCCAGUUUGGUUGGUUUUAUUUUCCCACUUCUGCUCUUUUUUUUCCCACCACCACAGCUCUAACCUGACGAUGUUAGUCCAGAUUAAUUUAUAGUUUGAAAUGUGCUUUUACAUUCAUGUACAUGAGUAGAGUUUUAUGUAGCUGUGUGAGCUAUUUUGUAAGAAUCCUAGAGAGGAAAUAAUUUCACUUCUUUUUAAUUUCUUUCCGUUACGUCACAUUUCAUGUCGCAUUCCACUUCAGGUUUCAGCGAGACAGUUUCAUAUUUGUCCUUUGAUUUUUGCUCCAAUCCCUCGUAAUUUAUUUUCCUCCCUCUGAAUUUAUGUUUCUAACAUAGAAAAGGUGGAACUAACCAUUUGGCAUUAUGUGACUUUUUUCAUUUUUAAUUCAUAGCUUGUUUGUUGCAAUGUACCUGUUUUGAUCAUGAUGAAUCCUCUGUAACAUUCCACUACAAAACCCCCUCUGGGCAAACAUCUCCCACUGGGAAAAACAACUAUUUCACAAGCCUCUCUCUCCAACUCUCUCUCUCUCUCUCUCUCUCUCUCUCUCUCUCUCUCUCUCUCUCUCUCUCUCUCUCUCUCUCUCUCUCUCUGUGCCUGACAAACUAUGCUGUCAAAAAAGGUUUUCAAUAAACAUGUUGUAAUAGCGUC